AUGUCGUUGAAGGGUGAAGCCAAGUCGAGGGAGCGAGAUCCCCCACCUCUCCCUCUUCUGUCUCCGUCACCCGGCAUUUCUCGCGUCUCGCUUCCUGGAGCCAUCACAACCAGCGUCCCAGCUCUUGGAAGGCAUAACCUCAAAUGGGAUCCCACCAACGUAGAAGCUGGAGCGCAGUCACGCUCUGGAUCGGAUAUGCCAUCAGAACGACGUCCCGAGUGGUCAUUACCUGCUAAAGGGAGUUAUGGGGGCACCGACAGGACAGAUGCUCUGUGGGCCGAAAUGCAAGCCACGCUGGAGAAGGUGGAAUUAUCCGCUUCAGAAGGCACACAUGUGUUUGGGCCCGAACAUGAUCGCAAACUAGGGGAUCUGAGGACUGCCCAAAUUGUACUUGCACAAGCCUGGGCCAGAAGCGAGGCGGACGAUACGAUAGAGACUGCCCUGCGUGAUCACAUGAAUGAUGCCAAAGGUGAUGAGCUACUUAAUUUAAGAGAUGGGCUAUUGGACUCAUCAAGGCCCGAGAGGGGAGAGGGGACUGAUGCAGCAAAGAGCAUGAUGGGCACAUCUAGUGGAUGGCAAGGAAGUGAUGAAAGGAAAGUCGAUCGCCUGGGCGCCAAGUUGGUGGAGGAAACGGAGGCCGACAUUCUACUUGCGAGGAAGCGUCGUGAGGCCAACGAUGAAUAUUUUGAGCGUGUUAACGACGGCGUCAUCGACGUUAUUGCGAAACUGGAAUCAGUCGCAGUGGCUAUGCGAGCGGUGGAGGAAGAAACCAAAGACUUAUGGAAUGACAACGCCAGCCCCUAA
This is a messenger RNA of Trichoderma aggressivum f. europaeum, 804 nucleotides long. RefSeq lists its product as uncharacterized. The coding region runs from base 1 to 804 and encodes 267 amino acids. NCBI's taxonomy places the organism in Eukaryota, Fungi, Ascomycota, Sordariomycetes, Hypocreales, Hypocreaceae. The transcript has a single exon. The record is from RefSeq and is a predicted model, not a curated record.